AAGAAAAGGGGCUGAAUAAUCAUCGGUAAGGAAAUAAAAAGAUGACAUACUAACAUAAAUAUGACCCUACAGAAAACUGGGAGGCCUCUUUAGGUAAAUAAGAGAGCUAUGCUAGAACAGCAUAUUUCUGCUAGGAGGCCUCAAGAAGAUCGGGAGGCCUUUGGUGCUUAUAAAGAGGUUAUUAUACAAAGCCAUAUAAUAAGUUGGAGGCCUCAUGUAGUUAGCGGGGUUUCUGUGCCCCGCGAUUUAGUGGUAUAAUAGGGCGAAAAGUUGGUGGGGUUUAAGCUCGGAAAUCGAUGAAAUCCAUCAGCCUUUCAACUUUUAAAUAAUUCAAUCCAAACAUCAGCCUCGUCUUGAUUUUUGACAAGAUGGCUGCCAAAGCUCCUACAGAGGAGUUAAAGAAACUCAGUGUUGGUGCCAAUGGUGGCGCAAACGGCAAGGCCGCCGGCGCAUCCAACGGUACCAAGAACGGCGAUGCCGAAGAGCAUUCGGCCGAAGACUCCGAUGACGACGCCGACGAACAAGUAGCCGAGCCUGCACCCGGGGCUGCCAAGAAAAAGAAGAACAAGAAGAAGAAGCCAAAGAAGAAGAAGAAGGCUCCCACUGCUCAGACAGAUCCUCCUAGUGUUUUGAUGUCGCAAUUAUUCCCGAACAAUACCUACCCUAAGGGUGAAGAGGUCGAAUACAAGGACGAGAACCGCUACCGCACCACCAGCGAAGAGAAGCGACACUUAGAUAACUUGAAUACCGACUUCCUCGUCGAUUAUCGUCAUGCUGCUGAGACUCAUCGUCAAGUUCGCCAAUGGGCUCAGAAGAACAUUAAACCUGGCCAGACCUUGACCGAAAUUGCCGAAGGUAUUGAGAAUAGUGUUCGACGCCUCGUCGGUCACGACGGAUUGGCAGAAGGUGAUUGUCUAAUUGCGGGUAUGGGAUUCCCCACCGGUCUGAACUUGGAUCAUAUUGCCGCCCACUUCAGCCCAAACGCUGGAAAUAAGACGGUUUUACAGCAGAGCAAUGUCAUGAAGGUGGAUAUCGGAGUUCACGUCAACGGAAAGAUCGUUGAUAGUGCCUUUACUAUGGCUUUCGAUCCCAUGUACGACAACCUGUUGGCGGCCGUUAAGGAUGCAACCAACACAGGUAUCCGGGAGGCCGGUAUCGAUAUGCGCCUGGGUGAGCUUGGUGGAUAUAUCCAAGAGACCAUGGAGAGUUACGAAUGCGAGAUCAACGGCACUACAUACCCGAUUAAGUCGAUUCGUAACCUUACCGGCCACACCAUUCUACCUUACAGCAUUCACGGAACCAAGAGUGUCCCCAUCGUUAAGUCGGCGGACACUACUAAGAUGGAGGAAGGUGAUGUUUUCGCUAUUGAGACCUUCGGCAGUACCGGAAACGGUUACGUCCACGAUGAAGGGGAGGUUUCUCAUUAUGCCAUGCGCAGAGACGCCCCGAAGGUUGACCUACGUUUGUCUUCGGCGAAAUCUCUUCUUAAUGUCAUCAAGAAGAACUUCGGCACUAUUCCAUUUGCUCGAAGAUACCUAGACAGACUAGGCCAGGAGAAGUACUUACUCGGAUUGAAUAAUCUCGUCCAAGCAGGUAUCGUAGAGGACUACCCGCCUCUACUUGAUAAGAGGGGCUCGUAUACCGCCCAGUUUGAGCACACUAUUUUGCUCCGACCUACCGUGAAGGAGGUCAUCAGCCGUGGCGACGACUACUAAGUAAAAUGAUAUGAACAAUUCGGGUUGACUGCGUUUGUGGUUAUUCCCAAAACAUGUAGCCUCUACUGAGGGGUCAAAAUCAAACGAAUUCUCACAUUUUGAUCUUUCGAUCAUAUUAUAGAAAACCUAUGAAAUAAAACAAGUUUAGUGCGAAU
Hypoxylon trugodes is the source of this 1870-nucleotide messenger RNA. Its product is annotated as methionine aminopeptidase 2-like protein. The coding region runs from base 369 to 1715 and encodes 448 amino acids. Gene Ontology annotation, molecular function: metalloaminopeptidase activity. NCBI's taxonomy places the organism in Eukaryota, Fungi, Ascomycota, Sordariomycetes, Xylariales, Hypoxylaceae. The transcript is spliced from 4 exons. The record is from RefSeq and is a predicted model, not a curated record. Gene Ontology annotation, biological process: proteolysis.